Messenger RNA from Phyllotreta striolata, 1834 nucleotides. Lineage: Eukaryota; Metazoa; Arthropoda; Insecta; Coleoptera; Chrysomelidae. The record is from the annotation of a GenBank genome assembly.
CAUAUAUUGAUAUAAACUUUUCUUCUUAAAACCAUCCAAAUAUUCACAUCCUGAAGUAUCGACACUAAAUUAAUUAACACCCUGUAUAACUGAUACACAGAACUAUGAAUUUCUUUACCAACCACCGUAUACUCCUAAGUACUUCCUUAACACCUUGUGUGCACCUAAUUUGCUAUAAUUUCGUAAUUAUCGAUUUCGCGAUAACGGUAUCGAUUAUUACCAGCUAGUCUGCUAAUUGGACUAAAAUUUCCAAUGAUUUUUUCCAUUUUCAGUCAUGGACCAGCAAGCGGAACUGUGCGAGACGUACCAACUGAAAUGGAAUUUUUACAGUUCCUACAUGCACUCGUGCAUAUCAACGUCGCUUUACAACGAUUCGUACGCCGACGUUGCUCUGGUGACAAUGGACGGGCAUCAAGUAAUGGCCCACCGUUAUAUUUUGUCUUAUAGUAGCCGUUAUUUUGCGCAGAUAUUGAAGUAUCAAAGAAAAGUUACCACAGCUCUUCCCCUAAUGAUAGUAAUGCCGCCUGAGAUAGAUUACAAAUCGCUGAAAGUACUUCUGAGGUACAUGUACAGCGGUGAGGCUAAAGUUCCCAAAGAAAUACUGAAUAACGUAUUGAAAGGAGGCGACAUUCUACAAAUCAAAGGACUUUUUAGGGAAAAGGAAAACAACGAAAAAUCAUCGAAAUCAAACCAACCUCUCUUAUCUCCUACGACAAGCACGGCUACCAGCACACCAGCCACCACACCGACUCCAACACCAAUAAUAGCCCCUUCGCCGCCUCCUUUGGUACCCACAUCAUCCGUGAGCCAGAAAUCGCCGAAGAAACUCGCAGUUUCGGCAUCCAACGUCGUAUCCACCACUUCCACCGCCUCAUCAUCGGGAAAAAUCCUACCGAAAUUAGCCCCGAAAAUCGUCUUCAUCCACAAAUCCAAAGACAAUCAACAGCUCUACGCCUCUGCGACGAGCAAAACCAACAACAAAGCCAAACUCCUCAACUUCACCUUGAUGGCCCCCCAGCAAUCCGACGGCAAGAAACACAACAACACCAACAAAACAGUACAAGAAAUCGAAAACGAGAACAACGACGAGAGUAUCGUGAAAACCGAACCAUCAAUCAAAGAAAGCAAUCUCCAAUACUUGAUGAUCAAAGAGGAGCCGGUGGAAUGGACCGAAACGGCCAUGGAGGUGAUCGAAUCGCAGGACGUCUACGCCGACGUUCAAUGCAAAUCCGAGAACGAGGAUCCCAACGAGGACGAAGAGGAGAUCGAAGAGGACAAAAUGUUCUCGCCGUUGACGUGCGAACUGUGCACGGAAACCUUCACCAUACCCAGGGAAUGGGUGAGACACGUACAAACGCACACCGACAUGCUCCCGGCCAAAAGGCGACGAAGAGACAGCACCGGAGGCAGCGACUCGUACGAAAACGACUCGUUCCCCGAGCUGAUGUGCGACCUGUGCCAGAAGGCGUUCUCGACGCCGGCCGAUUGGGUGAAGCACAUCCAAAGCGCCCACACCGAGUUCGAGCUGCACCUCUCCAACAAACAGAACACCGGCGAGCCGAAGGGCGGCAAGUCCAAAGCGCCGGCCGGCGGUAAUCCUAACGUCGAUCAGGGCAAGUACUGCGCCGACUGCAAGAAGACCUUCCCCUCCAACGCUUCCAUGCUGAUCCACAAGCGCAGCCACACCGGCGAGAAGCCCUUCUCGUGCGAGUGGUGCUCCAAGACGUUCAACGUGAAGAGCAACCUGCUGAGGCACCUCAGGACCAUCCAUAAUAAGAUCGUGGCUGCUACCGAUGUCGAUAAUAAGGAGGAGGAGAGCGGUAGCGGGAAUUAG